GCUGCGGAAGAGAACUCUUGUCAUAAUCCGAUUUACUAAGAGACACUAAUAGGAUUUAUGGUGUCCCAGAACUCUUACGAUACGAAUGUAAUCGUAUUUAUACGAUUAAUAUGUGUGUGUGUGUGUGUGUAUGUGUAUGUGUAUAUAUGCACACACAUAACUAUACAUAUAUCUAUAUAUACAUUUCAAGCAGCUUUGCGAUACAUUGAAAAUAAUUUAAUCCAUGAUUAAUUCUAAUUGAAUAUAUAUAUAUAUAUAAUUUAUUUUUUGCAAAUAAUCCCGAGACACGUCAUCCUGAAAAUAUUCUAAUGGAUUUUUAUAACAAAUUCUGUAUCUUCCUUUUAAAUCGUCGAUGACGCAAUACGAUAUAAAUGUAAAUGUAUGAAAGUUUCUUUUUUUUUUUUACUACUGUAUUAAGAAAAUACCAUUUCUUUUUCUUUUCUCUUUUUGUUAUUAUUAUUAUUAUUUUUUUUAUAAUAAAUAUUGGAAUAUUGCUAAAGAUAUUAAUCGUAUUUAUCAAUAUAAUUAUAUGAAAUUCAAAUUUCGUACGAUAUGACCGCACGUGGCUGAUUGGAAGAUUCGAAUGUGGCGCCAACUGGUCGUAUUUCCAUCGCAAGAUGGCUACUACUGUCAAACGCAAGGUGCAUUGUGACAGAACUUAACGUUUUAAAAUAUUAAAAAAAAUCUUGUAUUAUAGAGGAUUAAGAAGCGAUUGCAGAAAUCAAUGUAGAAGCCAGUUUGAAAGUUGAAAAUGUCAUUGCAACAGGAGUAGAAGAAAUUAGAAGCAUACGUACUACAAGCAUGGAGAAGAGAGGCAGUGCUGAACUCCUGAAUGUAGAGCAAAACAACUCAAAAAAUGCCAGUUCUGAUUCCCUUAAUUCAGACAGCAAAAGCAGUUCACUCAAUUCAAAGAUGGGUCAAGAAUCGGAGAGUUGGGAAAAAGCAUCCCAUUCGAAAAGCUUUUCUUCGAGUUCUACUUCCACAGAUAAUAAUAUUGUCUCUGCUUUGGAGGCAAAAAAAGACAAUCAAGUAAAAAAUCUAUCAGGAAGUGAUACAGGUCCGCCGCUUUUAAAUGGGGAACGAGUUCAAGGCAUCGCGCAUGAAGUGACCUACUUGUGUCCUUAUUCGGGUCCAGCUAGAGGAAUUCUUAGUGUUACAAAUUAUAAACUUCACUUUCGUAGUGUAGACCGUGAAACGCCUUAUGUCGUGGAAGUGCCCUUGGGUGUUGUCAGUAGAAUCGAGAAAGUUGGUGGUGCGUCAAGCAGAGGAGAAAAUUCAUAUGGUAUAGAAGUGUUUUGUAAAGACAUGAGAAAUCUUCGAUUUGCCCAUAAGCAAGAAAAUCAUUCUAGAAGAGAUGUCUUUGAAAAACUUCAACAAUAUUCAUUUCCGUUGUCACAUAAAUUACCAUUAUUCGCAUUUGAAUAUUCGGAAACGUUUCCCGAGAAUGGUUGGAACGUGUACGAGCCCAUUGCUGAAUUAAAACGAAUGGGUGUAAAUAAUGACAUGUGGAAAAUAUCAAAGAUUAAUGACACGUAUACACUAGCCGAUAGUUAUCCGGCGGUUUGGGCAGUACCUGCGGCUGCGACAGAUGAAGAUUUACAAGCAUCGGCAGCUUUUAGAAGUAGAGGAAGAUUGCCAGUACUUUCAUGGAUUCAUUCAGAAAGCCAAGCGACGAUAACGCGUUGCGCACAGCCGUUAGUCGGCGUUGGUGGUAAAAGAAGUCGAGAGGACGAGAGGUACGUGCAGUUGAUAAUGGAUGCCAAUGCACAAAGCCAUAAACUAUUUAUAAUGGAUGCUCGACCAAUGCCUAACGCAAUAGCGAAUAAAGCGAAAGGUGGUGGUUACGAAAGUGAGGAUGCUUAUCAAAACGCUGAGCUUGUUUUUCUUGAUAUUCAUAAUAUUCACGUUAUGAGAGAGAGCCUGAGAAAAUUGAAAGAAUUAUGUUUUCCAACGAUCGACGAAGCCAAGUGGUUAUCUGGUAUAGAAUCCACGAUGUGGCUUAAACAUAUUAAAUGUGUUCUCGCUGGCGCAGUUAGAAUUGUGGAUAAAGUAGAAAAUCAUAAGACUUCCGUACUUGUACAUUGCUCGGACGGAUGGGAUCGAACAGCACAACUAACAGCUCUUGCCAUGUUAAUGUUGGACCCAUAUUACAGGACCAUUAAAGGAUUUGAAGUUCUCAUAGAAAAGGAAUGGCUUAGUUUCGGUCAUAAAUUUCAGCAGAGGAUUGGUCAUGGUGACGAACACCAUAGUGAUGCGGAUCGUUCUCCAGUAUUUUUACAAUUUAUGGAUUGCGUUUGGCAAAUAACGCGACAGUUUGCAAACGCGUUCGAAUUUAACGAGCACUUUUUAAUCACUAUCCUCGACCAUCUUUACUCUUGCAGAUUUGGCACGUUUUUAUUCAGCAGCGAACGCGAGAGAGUACAAGAACAGAUCAAACAAAGAACCGUAUCGUUAUGGUCCUACACCAAUAGUCAAUUAUCACUUUAUCAAAAUCCUCUUUACUUGGCUGGACCGAAUUAUCAACUCGUUCUAAUGCCGAUAGCAAGUAUGAGGUAUAUCAAACCUUGGAAGGGUCUGUAUUGUAGAUGGAAUCCGAUUAUGAGACAACAGGACCCUGUUUAUCAGCGAACGAGAGAACUUCUAGUCUUGAAAGAGCAGCUUGAGAAACAACUAGAGGAAGGUCGACGUGAGCAAGCUUCUCGAGCUAAUCGAUCUCUUACCUCGCCUGCACCUCCUAGGAUACAUUCCCCGGUUCACUCAUAGCACGGCGAGGAUGUCAUACCGUUUAACGAUCUGUAGUUUUGUAAAUGUGCCCUACGCUUAUCUAUCUCUUUUAAGUCAGUGUACAAGAUAUUUUUACUGAACUCGCUUCGUUGUGUACAAAAUGCCCGUUGAUAAAAGAAGUUUAUAAAUCGUCGAAAAGAAAAGAAAAAAAAAAAAAACUGAGAGAAAAAAAUAUACAUAUACAUAUAUAUACAUACAUAUAUACAUAUAUAUAUAUGUAUACAUAAAUACAUAUAUAUUACAAAUAUAUAUGUAUACAUACAUACAUAAUAUAUUACAAAUAUAUAUGUAUAUAUGUAUGUAUACAUAUACAUAUAUACAUACACACAUAUAUAUGUAAUAUAUGUGUAGUGUAUAUAUAUAUAUAUAUAUAUACACGUAAAUAUAUAUGAAGUUGGAUCGUCCGUAUGAUCAUCAUUCGUAUUAAUUGCGCGAUUAUCAGCGUAUAAUUUAGAAAGGAAUGCAUUAAAUCGCGUUAAACAAAAAAUAACGAAAACAAGAGGAAGAAAUGAGAAAGAAAAAAAAAAAUCGAACAUAUACAUUUUUUUCCAAUAAAUUACAAAACAUCAAAGAAAAACCUUGUGAUAAUUCAAUUUAAUGAAUAUAAAGAUAUCAUCCGUGAAUGGAUAGGUGCAAAGAACGGAUCGAUCAUUUUUUUCUGGUAUGAUCAAUGAAUUGUUUCAUCAACAGGAUGUAUGGCGUUUCGAACAUCAUCGUGAAUGCGUAAGCGCAUACGUAACUGAUCACAAAGUUUCCUAAAAAGAGCGCUGACUGGAGGAGCGUAUAAACGAAGAAAAAAGAAAGAAAGAAAAAGAUUAAUUAGUUAUUAAUAUCUGCAAUAUGAUCGAAAUUAAAAGAAUUGUAAGUGAUUGGUUGACCUACGUUUGAUAGAAAAUCAACGUGAACAGAAGUUUCGCUGUGCAAGUAAAUGGAAUUGAUAAUAAUAGGAUUUAAAAGGUAGGUACUGUAAGUCAAUCUACUGAAUGGUAUCCAACCUUUGAACGAAAGAAUCUUAUUCACAAUACCUGAAAUAAAGUUUCUCAUUAAAAAAAAAAAAAAAAAAA
Messenger RNA from Vespula vulgaris, 3848 nucleotides. RefSeq names its product myotubularin-related protein 2 (gene mtm). Gene Ontology annotation, molecular function: phosphatidylinositol-3,5-bisphosphate 3-phosphatase activity. Gene Ontology annotation, biological process: dephosphorylation. Bases 802 to 2763 code for a protein of 653 amino acids. The transcript has 10 exons. NCBI's taxonomy places the organism in Eukaryota, Metazoa, Arthropoda, Insecta, Hymenoptera, Vespidae. The record is from RefSeq and is a predicted model, not a curated record.